UCUCUGUCUCAACUUUUUCUCUCCCUCCCUCCUCCUCCUCUGUGUUUUUUUUUAAAUGAUUUGGGGAGAAGAGGGGAACAAGCAUUCAGAGCUUGGCCGACGGUGCAGGCAGGAGCGUCACACGGGCAAACAGGAGUCUGAGGGGCAGCACACUGGGACUGAAGAGGACUGAAGAGGCUUGGGAUUUUUGUGUUUUGGAUCUGAUGCACUAGAAGAUUAAACGAUUGACCGACAGACAGACAGACAGAAGAAGCAGGAAGAAAGAAAAGAGAAAUUAUUUAGAGCUGCUGAAACAAUCACACUUACACUGACAGAGUGUACAAAAAGCAAAGAAAACUGCAGAUACACUGAAGAAAGAGGAGGUAGAGAAGCAGACUAAACAUUUUUCCAGACGGGACUGGAGUUUUCUUCCACUGGAGAGAAACUGAGGCACAUUUUGAAUGAAAAAAGGAAGACUCCUCAUCUUCAUCCAGCAAUGCUUUUGAGGAACUCUGCACUGAACUGUUGCUGUCAGCUGUCCUGGAGGCAGACGCAGGAGUAGAACACGUUCCCCUUCACUGAGAAGAGGAUCCACAUUGUCUUCUUUCCCUUCAAAACUCUUUGACAACUGCAGGUGUUGUUCUGACUUGUCACCAUGUUCUCUCAAAGCUUCUCUUUAAAACCAUCAUGGACUACUUGCCUUUUAAUCUUAUGCGCCCUGGAUGUAUGGAUCACCGCCUUGCCAGCCCAGCAAUCUCAACCCAAGCAGCAGUCCCGCCGGUCCAGGCAGAUGUCACCUUUAACCCCGUCCGCCUCCUCCUCGUCAGCCGGCAACCUGUCAGAGAGCGCUGAGAGCAAAGUGGAGCGCCUCGGCCAGGAGUUCAAGCGAAACGUCCGGGAGCUGCGAGAGAAGAGCUCCUGCUUGGACUUGGUCUUCCUGGUGGAUGAGUCGUCCAGCGUGGGGGCCAACAACUUCCUGAGCGAGCUGAGGUUCGUGCGCAAGAUGCUGUCCGAUUUCCCUGUCGCGCCAGAGAACACAAGGGUGGCUUUGGUCACUUUCUCGUCCAAGACGCACGUGGUGACGAGAGUGGACCACAUCACAGCACCCAAGUCGCACCAGCACAAGUGUUCCCUGUUCAACAAGGAGAUCCCUGCCAUCAACUACAGAGGAGGGGGCACCUACACGAAAGGAGCCUUCCAGAGAGCAGCGCAAAUCCUUCGUCACUCCCGCUCUAACGCCUCCAAGGCUAUUUUCCUGAUCACCGAUGGCUACUCGAACGGCGGGGACCCUCGGCCGGUGGCUGCAGCUCUGAGGGAACGUGGCGUUGAAAUCUUCACGUUGGGCAUCUGGCAGGGGAACAUCAGGGAGCUCCAUGACAUGGCCUCGCAGCCCAAAGAGCAGCACUGCUACUUUGUGCACAACUUUGCAGAGUUUGAAGCGCUGGCUCGACGAGCACUUCACGAAGACCUUCCAACAGGCGACUACAUCCAGGAGGAUCUGUCACGCUGCUCCUCUCUCUGCGAUGCCGGCAGGGAUUGCUGCGACCUGAUGGCCAGCUGUAAGUGCGGCACGCACACUGGACAGUACGACUGCAUCUGUGAGAAAGGAUACUACGGCAAGGGGCUGCAGCACGAGUGCACAGCCUGUCCACCCGGCACACACAAACCAGAAGGAACACCAGGAGGCCUGAGCACCUGUCUGCCCUGCCCCGACCCGCAGCACACCUCCCAGCCCGGCAGCACCUCCCUGACUGACUGCGUCUGCAAGCCGGGAUACAAGCAGAUAGGGAUGACCUGCCAGGUGGUGCUUUGCCCGGCACUGUCUCCUCCAGAAAACGGCUUCUUCGUUCAGAAUGUGUGUAACAACCACUACGAUGCAGCCUGUGGUGUUCGAUGCCAGCCGGAUUUUGACCUCCAGGGAACCAGCAUCAGACUGUGCCAGGCUGACGGCACCUGGUCGGGAACGCCAGCCAGCUGCAGAAUCCGCUCCUGCCCGCCUCUCUCUCGGCCCUCGCACGGCUUCCUCAGGUGCAGCGACGGCGGCGCCUCCUACAGGACAGAGUGUCAGGCGGGCUGCGAGCGGGGCUACAGGCUGGAGGGAGACUCCAAGCUCACCUGCCAGAACAACUCGCUGUGGAGUGGACCCCAACCUCGGUGUGUGGAGGUCCGCUGUCCCCCCAUCACCACCCUGAAGAACAUCAUGCUGUCGCCCCCUGCCUGCACCAAGAGGGCGGCGUCACCGGGCUCCGCUUGUCUGCUCACCUGUCGUCAAGGUUUCAGUCUCCAGGGGAACAGGAGGGCGGUGUGUUUGGGCUCUGGGAACUGGACAGCUAAUGUGUACAAAGCCGUCUGCACAGACACUGAGCAGCCAUGGAUUCAGUGCCCCGGGGAUAUUGUUGCAGAGACGGAUGAGCGCCGAGGUAUCGCCAAUAUCAGCUGGGACGUCCCGACUGCCACCGACAACUCUAAAGAAGAGGUGGCGGUGCAGGUGAAGCCGGUCUACACUCCCCCCGCUCUGUUCCCCAUCGGAAAAGAAACCAUCACCUACACAGCAACGGACCGCUCAGGGAACCAGGCCAACUGCUCCUUCACUGUCACCGUCAUCGAUACGGAGCCCCCGGUGAUUGACAGGUGCAGGUCCCCGCCCACGGUCCAGGCCACAGACACGGAGACGGCGGCGGUCGUUUGGGAGGUGCCGCAGUUUUCCGACAACUCAGGUGGUCGUCUCACAGUGAGCAGCAGCCACACUCCGGGCUCUCAGUUCCCUGUAGGAGAGACUCUGGUUCAGUACACGGCGACUGAUGCGGCGGGAAACAGCCGCACCUGCAACUUCACCGUCACCGUGCAAGGAACGACCUGUGACCAGCCGUAUGUCCCCGUAAACGGAGAGUUCAUCUGCUCCGAGGAAGAAGACGGUGUGAAUUGCACUCUUCUUUGUAAAGACGGCUACAGCUUCACUCAGGACGCCGUGCACAGCUAUUUCUGCGCCUACAAUGGCGUGUGGGAGCCGCCGUACACUGCGGACAGACCCGACUGCUCAGUUAACCGUAUAGCAAAUAACGGUUUGAAGCCCUUUGAGAUGCUGUUUAAGGCGUCCCGCUGUGACGAUGUGGACCUGGUCAAGUCAUUCACCGGGGAGUUAAACUCCAAACUGCAAGGCAUGCUCCCAAACAUUUGUAGCAGCGAUGACAUCACCUGCAAGCUGGAGGUCAUGUCACAGGGUCACUGUCUGGAGUACAACUACGACUAUGAGAACGGAUUUUCAAUUGCACCGGGAGGUUGGAGCAACAGCUGGGCUCCUCAGGGCGCUCAGGACUACGCAUACUUCGAGUCAGGCUUUGCUACAAGCAGCCGGCAGCUCUCCAGGCGGCAGCAGGAUGGCAGCGCGCAGCCACACCAACGCAGCAAGAGGCACCGCAAAAUCACAGGACCUACCAGAGACCAGAAGAUCCAGAUCUUUUUUAACAUCACAGCAAGCAUCCCUCUGCCCAUAUCAAGGAACGACUCAAUCGAAGUGGCCAAUCAGAAGAGACUCCUGCGGACUCUGGAGCAGCUGACCAACCGUCUGAAGCGGACGCUGGCCAAGCAGCCGCUGUCCAGUUUCAGCGUUUCGUCAGAGAUGAUCGUUGCUGAUCCCAAAUCUCUGGAGAGCAGGAAGGCGUUUCUGUCCUGCAGGCCGGGCUCUGUGCUCAAAGGGCGGAUGUGCGUCCAAUGUCCAGUGGGAACGUACUUCUCUCUGGAACAUAACGAGUGUGUGAGCUGCUGGCUGGGCUCCUUCCAGGACCAGGAGGGUCAGCUGGAGUGUAAGUCCUGCCCAGAGGGAACCUCCACGGCUUACCUGCACUCCCGCAGCGUCUCCGAGUGCAAAGGACAGUGUAAGCCCGGCAGUCACUCUCUGAAUGGCUUGGAGAUCUGCGAGUCUUGUCCACUUGGUCACUUCCAGCACGGUUACGGUGCCAGGGAGUGUCUGGUCUGUCCUGACGAUACAUCGACUGUCACCAGAGGAGCUGUGGAUGAGGAAGAGUGUGGAGUUCCGUGCUCCUCGGGUCAUUUCUCCCGCACCGGUCUGGUUCCCUGCUACCCUUGUCCCAGAGAUUACUACCAGCCUGAACACGGACGCUCAUACUGCCUCUCCUGCCCCUUCUAUGGAACCACCACAGUCACAGGGGCAACCACCAUACAGCACUGCUCCAGUUUUGGAUCCAGCUUUCUUCCUAAAGAGGAGAGUGUGACUGCUGCUCCAGAGGUGGAGGUCUACCAAGCCAGCAGCCAGGUUUUCCAUGAGUGCUUCCUGAAUCCCUGUCAGAAUAAGGGGACGUGUGAGGAGGUCGGGGCGGGAUACGUGUGCACCUGUAUGCCUGGAUUCACAGGUGCAAAGUGUGAGGUUGACAUUGAUGAGUGUGACUCUGCUCCGUGCCAGAACGGAGGCCUGUGUAAAGACGGCAUGGGAGACUUCCAGUGUCAGUGCAAGCCUGGAUUUCUCGGCUCUCUGUGUGAGGCGGAGGUGAACGAGUGUCUCUCCUCCCCGUGUCUGAAUGAAGGCGUGUGCGUGGACGAGGUCAACAAGUUCACCUGCAGCUGUGCGGACGGAUUCACAGGAUCUCGCUGUGAGCUGGAAAUAAACGAGUGUCUCUCCAACCCCUGUAUGAACGGAGGUGUGUGCGAGGACCUGACGGGCGGCUACACGUGUAACUGUGUCGUCGGCUUCUCAGGGGAUAGCUGCGAAGUCAACAUCGAUGAAUGUUACAGCGCCCCCUGUCUGAACGGAGGCUCAUGUUUGGACGCUGUUAACGAUUACAGAUGUCAGUGCGUGGAGGGUUUCCGUGGUCGUCUGUGCGAGGUGGACGUGGACGAGUGCGAUCCGAACCCAUGUGUGAACGGGGCCAGCUGCCUGGAUGGUCUGGGCUCCUUCACCUGCCGCUGCCUCCCUGGGUUCAACGGAACCAGGUGUGAGACAGAGAUGUCCCCCGCCUUCAACCUGGACUUUGAGGUUUCUGGCAUCCACGGUUACGUAAUGAUGGACGGCGUGAUGCCAGCGCUGACGGAGAUCACCUGCACUUUCUGGAUGAGGUCAUCAGAUACCACCAACUAUGGCACGCCUGUGUCCUACGCCGUGGAGGGGAGCGACAACGCGUUCCUUCUCAUAGACUACAACGGCUGGGUGCUGUAUGUAAACGGUAAAGAGCGGAUCACAGACUGCCCCGCGGUGAACACAGGUCUGUGGUACCACAUCGGAGUCUCCUGGAGGAGCUGGGACGGGGACUGGAGGAUCUACAUCAACGGGAAGCCCUCAGACGGAGGCAAAGGCCUGUCAGUCGGCACCACCAUCCCAGGUGGAGGAGCUCUGGUGUUAGGUCAAGACCAGGAUCAGAGAGGCGAGGGCUUCAACCCUGUAGAAUCAUUCGUCGGCUCCAUGAGUCAACUCAACAUCUGGGACCGAGUCCUCACACCUCAACAGAUCAAAGUCCUGGCCAGCAGCUGUCCAGCCUCGCAUGUGACCCACAGAGGGAACGUCCUAGCCUGGCCAGACUUCCUCAGCGGGGUGGUGGGAAGAGUCAAAGUCAACCACAACAGUAUUUUUUGCGCUGAUUGCCCAAAGCUGGAGAACGCCGUUCCCCACCUGCACGCCUCCACCGUGGAGGUGAGCCCCGGGGCGCAGGUCCAGCUGUCCUGUGAUCCCGGCUUCUACCUCCUGGGGGAGCCGGUGCUGCAGUGCCAAAACAGAGGAGAGUGGAGUCAUCCUCUGCCCAGCUGUGAACGAGUGUCCUGUGGGCCUCCUCAUCCUCUGGAGAACGGUUUGUUUCAGGGGACAGACUUCCAUGCAGGCAGCUCUUUGGUCUACCAGUGUAACGCUGGUUUUUACCUGCUGGGAGACACUAAUGUUCACUGCAGCAACAGCGGCAAGUGGGGAGGAAAUUCACCGGCCUGUCUGGAUGUGGAUGAGUGCGCUCUUGGAUCUGACUGUGACGAACACGCCAGUUGUCAGAAUACAGAAGGCUCCUACAUCUGCACCUGUGUCCAACCAUACAGCGGAGAUGGCAAAAACUGCACAGAGCCGGUCAAGUGCCAGCACCCCGGGACUCCUGAGUUUGGUCACAUAGACAGAAGCAAAUUCCCGAUGGGCGUUGAGGUUGGGUUCAGUUGUGACGACGGUUAUGAACUCAUCGGAUCAACCCGCCUCCACUGCCUGGAGACAGGGACCUGGGAUGGAUCGUCACCGUACUGCAGAGCUCUCUCCUGCCCGGCGCCAGUCGCUCCUGAGAACUCCAUCCUGACAGGAAAUAACUUCACCUAUGGAAGCAAGGUGACUUUCAGCUGUAUGAUGGGCUUCCUGCCUCAAGUCACAUAUGAGUUCCAGUGUCUCGCUGGAAUGACGUGGAGCGGGACCCCUCCCAUGUGUCACCCAGUGACCUGCGGGGAUCCUCAUAAUGUCAGGGAUGCUUUCUACACCCUCAUCACAGACACAUACCAGUCCACUGUCACAUACACCUGUGCCAAAGGAUACAGACCACAGGGCUCCGUGGAGGUGGUCUGUGAGGCAACAGGGGAGUGGAGCAAGCCUGUCUUUCGCUGUGUGAACGUCCUGUGCAGCGAGCCUCCGACCCUGAGAGACGCCGUGACCAUAGGGGAAAACUAUGAGCUGGGAAACAAGGUGCACUAUGUCUGCAAAGAAGGCUACACUCUGAUUGGUCCAGAGACCAGAGAAUGUCUGCCAACCGGGGAAUGGAGUGACAGCUCUGCUCAGUGCGUCCCUCGCUCCUGUGGCCCCCCACCUGCCAUCGACCACGCCGAGCCGUAUGAGAGCCACCAGCUGUUUGGAGACACCGCAAACUACUACUGCACGGACGGAUACACAUCUGGAAACAACUCCAAGAUGGUGUGUAACGCUCAGGGUGUGUGGGCGCCCCCUGAUGGCAUGUUGGCUCCUCGCUGCAUUGCAAACUUCUGCCUCCGUCCACCUGAGCUGUCACAUGCGAUUUUAGACUCUGUCAACAAACCCAAAUAUUCCAGCAACACUGAAGUGAACUAUAAAUGUGAGGAGGGGUUCAUGCUGAACACCACAGCCACACUCAGAUGUCUAAUGGGCGGGGAGUGGGAGCCUUCGCCAUAUGAUAUCGGAUGUGCGCCUGUGAGGUGCUCCAGGCCUGAGAGCAUUAAUCGGGGCUACGUGAGCGGGACAAACUACAGUUUUGGAGCCGUGGUGGCGUACAGCUGCGAUAAAGGCUUCCUGAUCCGAGGGGAAAAGAGGAGGACCUGCAAGGCCAAUGGAGAGUGGGGAGGAGUUCUGCCUACCUGUGUGCCUGUUUCCUGCUCCCAACCUCCUGCACUCAAGAACGGAUACAUCCAGGUCAGAGCUAGAUUCACCUUCAACAAUAAAGUGACAUAUGCCUGUAAUGCAGGAUACAGGCUGAUCGGUCGCCCAGAGCGGGUUUGCCAAGCCAACCGGCACUGGUCCAACAAUGACCCUCCCACCUGUGUCCUUCUAACUUGCGAUCCCCCGCCUGAUGUCGUUCAUGGACUCUACAAGGGCUCUGACUUCCAGGUUGGGCGAAAAGUUCAGUAUGUCUGUGACGAAGGCUAUGAGCUGGUUGGGGAGGCAACAUGGACCUGUUUAAAGUUUGGACGUUGGGACAAACAAAGGCGUCCUCGCUGCUCACCAGUGCAGUGUCCAGAGCCACCACUGGAGGAGAACCACCUGGUCCUGAAGGGUCUGGAUUCUGAAUCAGGAACUGUGGAAUUAUCCUGUGAGGAUGGCUAUGUCCUGGAGGGGGCCCAGAUCCUGCGCUGUACCCCUUCUCAGGAGUGGAACGACACUUUUCCAGUAUGCAAGCAGGUGUUCUGCGGCCCACUGCCUGAAGUGUCAUUUGGUGGCCCUACCUCAUCCUCCAUCCCGUUCCCUUUUGGCUCAAUGGUGAGCUACACCUGCAUGGACGGCUUCACUCUGAGAAGAGAGGGCUCAGUGUCCUGUCAAGCCAAUGGGCAGUGGAGCAGUCCUCACCCAGAGUGUAUUCCAGUGGAAUGCCCUCAGCCUGUGGAGGUUCCUAAUGGUAUCGUAGAUGUCCAGGGUCUGAUGUACCUCAGCAAAGCGCUGUACAGCUGUAAGACUGGAUAUAACUUAGCUGGAAAUUCUACCAUCCUCUGUGGAGAGAAAGGACUCUGGAUUGGAGGAGUUCCUUCCUGUCGCCCAAUCGAAUGCUCGCUCCCUAAACAGAUAGCUAACGGUAAAGUAGUAUACACAAAACUCCAGUUUGGUCACAGUGUCUCCUACUUCUGCCGCCGUGGUUACCGUCUUAAAGGCCCAGAGACUCUCACGUGCCUCGCCAGUGGGGAGUGGAACAUCCAGCCACCCGUUUGUGUGCAGAUAUCCUGCACGCCACCCCAACCGAUCGAAAACGGGUUUGUAGAGGGGCAGGAUCACAGCUUUGGUGUCACUAUUUUUUACAGCUGCUUCCCUGGCUUCCAGCUCGCCGGCCAGGACCAUCUGACCUGCGAGGAGUUUGGUUGGUCUAGUUCUGUCCCAAUCUGUAUCCCCUCAGACUGUGGCCUGCCUCCUCAUAUUGACUUUGGAGAAUACGUUAGGGUGACAGAGCUUGAAAGACGCUCUGAAGCUGCUUCUAAAGACACUGGAUCAUUAGCCUCGCCAAUGGACUUGAGCUUCCUUCACACAACAUUAAUUGAGUACCGUUGCCACAAGGGCUACGACCUCACAACCCCCACCAGGCUGGUUUGUCAGGAGGAUGGAGGCUGGAAUGGCACAGCUCCAGCUUGUGUCCCAGCAGAGUGUGAAACCCCACCGAGUCCAGACCACGGCUGGGUGAACGUGACCGACACCCCUCUUGGCAGUGCGGUCAAGUAUUCUUGUGAGGAAGGAUACAAGCUGGAGGGGGAGUCUGUGCGGGAGUGUGUUUCAGGUCGACUGUGGACUAAGGAGGCCCCCGUCUGUAACCCUGUUUCCUGCGGUGACCCGGGUGCUUUCAUUUACGGCACAGUUCAUGGAGGUACUUUUGAGUUUCCUGAGGUCCUCCAUUAUGAGUGUAGUCCUGGAUUUGUGUUGAAGGGUAAUGACACUAUUACCUGCCAGGUUGAUGGGAAGUGGAAUGGACAGAAACCGUCUUGUGAGCGGGUGUCUUGUGGUCCUCCCAAAGUCCCCAAAGAUGUUACUUUUAAAGGAGGCGAUUUUAGCUAUAAUAACAAGAUAGAACUGAGCUGUCAGCCUGGUUUCCAUCUGAAAGAGAAAUCUAUAAGUGUUUGCCAGGCUGAUGGUACCUGGAGCCAUGAGACUCUUACCUGUUUACUUGCCCACUGUGGCAAACCAAUACCAAUCCCUAAUGGACGGGUGUUGGGGACAGAGUUUGGCUUUAACAGCAAGGUAAAGUAUGAAUGUGAUGAGGGAUACACACUUAAUGGAGAUCCCACACUUACUUGUCAAUCUGAGGGACUUUGGGAUAAACCUGCACCCCGCUGUGAUGUCAUAAGUUGUGAUCCACCUGAGGACAUCAGUCACGGCUUCCUGAACGGCUCAAGCUUCAACUACGACGACGUGGUGGAGUAUGUUUGCUUCGAUGGUUACGAAGUCGUCGGGGAUCCAGUACUGAAGUGCUCUGAUCAAGGCACUUGGGUAGGCACCGUGCCUCAAUGUCACCCCUGCGUCUGUGCCCUCCCCACACUGAAAUCCGGCGUGGUUGUAGGACAAGACCGAUCCUGCGGGGACCGGGUGAGCUUCCAGUGCGAUGAUGGCUACAGGCUGCUGGGACCCUCUGAGGCAGUGUGUGAAAAAGGAGGCGUGUGGAGCCCCGGCGUACCUGUGUGUGGACGGGGAAGGUGCACUGCUGUCCCGCCUGCAGUUACUAAUGCUGUCCUGCAGGGAAGUGCCACCUUUCAAGACACAGUGAUAUACAGGUGUCGGCCGGGGUACCAGGUCAAAGGGUACCCACAACUCUCCUGUGGACGAGACGGCAGGUGGAGUGAACCAAGGAUCAGCUGUGAGCCUUUGAACUGUGGGAAACCUCCGACUGUAGACAACGCUCAGGUUGUGGGAGACACCUUCACCUUCCCAAACCAAGUCUCAUACAGAUGUGUGGAAGGGUAUCAGUUGGCCUCACAGACAGACUCCCUCUCCUGCCAGAGUGACGGCACAUGGUCCAAACACAGCGUUCGAUGCCGUCCAGGCCCCUGCCUGCUGCCCACCAACUUCACCAUCCCACACCUGGUCCUGACGGGGAAGGAGCUCACGCCUGUCGGGGGGACUGUCACACUGUCCUGCCCUCCUGGCCUCUACCUGCAGGGGUCGGCAUUAGCUGAGUGUCAGCUGGGUGGAACCUGGUCACCAAGCUUCUCCUCUGCUUCCUGCAAACUUGUGGUUUGUGAAAAACCCCCUCCUCUUCUCCACGGUGUGACGGAGGGCGAAAGCUACAACUACGGGGACUUUGUCAUGUACUCAUGCCUGCCAGGCUUUGGCAUGAAGGGAGACUCUAUCCAGACCUGCCAGGGAGACAGAGCCUGGAGCGGCACCCAGCCACUGUGUGUUGCCCAUUCCUGUGGACCUCCUCCCACUGUGAGUAAUGCCCUGGCUCAGACAACAGGAGAGACUCACCUUCACAAUGCCAGCUAUGUGUGUAAUGUAGGCCUGCAGCUAGUCGGCCCAAAGACUCUCACCUGUCUGUCCAACGGCACGUGGAGCCUCCCAGUGCCCACAUGUGAAGUGGCCAGAGGCUGCAUCAGCCCCAAACAGAUAAUGAAUGGUAAAUUGCAAGAGCGCAACCUGAACACAGGACGAGCCGUGGAGUUCCAGUGCGACAAAGGCUACAACCUGGUGGGAGAUUCUCUGGUGAUGUGCAUGGGGGGCAACACCUGGAGCUCCACGUUCCCCACAUGUCAACCAGCCAAGUUCUGUCCGGCUCCUCCAGGCUUGAGGGCGCGGCGCAGCGGGAACAGAACCCAGCAGGCGUUUUAUGUCGGGCAGUCGGUCAGGAUCGUCUGCCCCAAAGGUCAGCAGGUCAGAGGCAGCGGCACCAUCAUCUGCAGGCCCGACCAGACCUGGAGUCCCAUCAGCUCUGUGUGUGAAAGGGUGUCCUGUGGCCCCCCUCUCCACGUUGCCAACGGGGUGGUACGGGGGGCGGUGUUCCAGUUCGGAGACGUGGCGGCGUACUCGUGUUUUGGUGGCUACGUCAUGGAGGGUGUCGGGAGGAGCAGGUGUCUGGAGAACGGCACCUGGACGCCGCCUCCCACAUGCAGAGCUGUGUGUUGGUUGCAUUGCCAGAACGGAGGUGUGUGUCAGCGGCCCAACACUUGCGCCUGCCCUGAAGGCUGGAUGGGUCGAGUCUGUGAGGAGCCUAUCUGCAUCCUGCCGUGCCUGAAUGGCGGGCGUUGCGUGGCACCCUACCAAUGCGAGUGUCCCAGCGGGUGGACGGGGACACGCUGUCACAGUGCUGUGUGUUCUUCGCCUUGUCUGAAUGGAGGACGAUGCAUCAGGCCUAACAGAUGUCACUGCAGUGCAGGGUGGAGCGGACACGACUGCUCCAGGAAAAGGAAACCGGGAUACUAUCACUUCUGAAACAUCUCCACGUGAAUCGUCUCAUGAAGGGAAAUCUUGUACAUUUAACUGACUCACUUGUAAACCAUUCACUCUCAUCUCUCUGCAAAAGGCAAAGCAAGAACCAGUUUGUAAAAUAAAGCUGUAUUUUUUCAUAUAGAGACUCGAACAGUAUUAAACGUAUGCUGCUAUAUACUUGUACGAUGUGUAAAAACUAUUGAUGUGAUUGUCUGAUGUAUAUGUGUAAACUAUUCUCACAUUUUUAUUAAAGCAUAAAAUACCUUUA
Notolabrus celidotus (New Zealand spotty) is the source of this 11798-nucleotide messenger RNA. RefSeq names its product sushi, von Willebrand factor type A, EGF and pentraxin domain containing 1 (gene svep1). Lineage: Eukaryota; Metazoa; Chordata; Actinopteri; Labriformes; Labridae. The transcript is spliced from 49 exons. Bases 635 to 11533 code for a protein of 3632 amino acids. Gene Ontology annotation, molecular function: calcium ion binding. The record is from RefSeq and is a predicted model, not a curated record.